AAAAAAUGACAACAAAUGUAAAUAUACGACUGGCCCUGGACCGUGUCAACAUGGGCCUAUUGGCCCAAAAUCAAGCCAAUGCCCCCCGAUUGUAUACACCCGGUGAAGUGGUGACAGCGCAACAAGGCUUCAUGAAAGGCCAUGGAACCUAUGUCGAGGGAGAUGAUAUUAAAGCCUCCGUGGCUGGUGUUAUGGAACAGGUCAACAAAUUGGUAUCCAUUAAACCGUUAAAAAGUCGUUAUGUUGGUGAAAUCGGUGAUGUGGUUGUGGCACGAAUCACCGAGGUGCAACAAAAGCGCUGGAAAGUCGAUACAAAUUCCCGAUUGGAUUCAAUUUUGCUGCUUUCCUCAGUCAAUUUACCGGGAGGUGAAUUGAGAAGACGUCAGGCCGAAGAUGAACAAGCUAUGCGUAAAUAUUUGCAAGAAGGUGAUCUCAUCUCUGCGGAGGUGCAAAAUAUAUACGAUGAGGGUACACUGUCGUUGUACACCCGUUCCUUGAAAUAUGGUAAAUUGUCACAGGGGGUUUUGGUCAAGGUAUUCCCAUCGCUGGUAAAACGUCGUAAGACCCAUUUCCAUAAUUUACCCUGUGGCGCGAGUAUUAUUUUGGGUAAUAAUGGUUUCAUAUGGAUAUCGCCGUCCUCACGGUCAGAUGGUGAGGGUGGUGAUGGUGGUUUUUCCCAAAAUCUAUCGGAAAUUAUACCACGAGGAGAUCGUGAAGUUAUUGCCCGCCUAAGGAAUUGCAUUUUGGCUUUGGCCCACUGUAAAAUGAUGCUGUACGAUACGAGUAUUCAGUAUGCCUAUGAGGAAUCGAUGAAAUAUGAGGUGCAUGAGCUGUUGCAGCAGGAGGCCAUAUUUGAUGUGGCAUUUUUAACGCAACAUCGUUUGCGUUUGCAGGAGGAGUAA
Messenger RNA from Musca vetustissima, 902 nucleotides. RefSeq names its product exosome complex component RRP4 (gene Rrp4). The transcript has a single exon. The record is from RefSeq and is a predicted model, not a curated record. NCBI's taxonomy places the organism in Eukaryota, Metazoa, Arthropoda, Insecta, Diptera, Muscidae. Gene Ontology annotation, biological process: nuclear polyadenylation-dependent rRNA catabolic process; TRAMP-dependent tRNA surveillance pathway; CUT catabolic process. Gene Ontology annotation, molecular function: RNA binding. Bases 6 to 902 code for a protein of 298 amino acids. Gene Ontology annotation, cellular component: cytoplasmic exosome (RNase complex); nuclear exosome (RNase complex).